ACUUCUGACUUGAAUUCUCUGUUUUACUCGAAUUUGGUCUGCCAUUAACACCAUUCACCGAUGAUUCUAUCGCUUUCCACUCUUGUUCCCUUCGCUUUGCAGUCUCCCAUACUGGUCCGUAGUGCUCCUUGUAGAACUUCUGAAUUUGGAUCUCUUUAUCAUCGCAGAAUAACGCCUGCCACAGAUUCGUUGGAGCAUCGGGAUUCUUUUCAGGACCAGAAAACGGUGUGGUGCCCUCUGUAUUUGGUGGACGAGAAUACUCGAAAAGGCUUGAGGUUUCCAGGAGAUUAG
Messenger RNA from Haemonchus placei, 291 nucleotides. The record is from the annotation of a GenBank genome assembly. Lineage: Eukaryota; Metazoa; Nematoda; Chromadorea; Rhabditida; Trichostrongylidae.